Planococcus citri (citrus mealybug) is the source of this 895-nucleotide messenger RNA. RefSeq names its product rRNA-processing protein UTP23 homolog. The transcript has 5 exons. Lineage: Eukaryota; Metazoa; Arthropoda; Insecta; Hemiptera; Pseudococcidae. The coding region runs from base 82 to 840 and encodes 252 amino acids. The record is from RefSeq and is a predicted model, not a curated record. Gene Ontology annotation, cellular component: small-subunit processome; nucleolus. Gene Ontology annotation, molecular function: small ribosomal subunit rRNA binding.
ACAUGUGUGAUAAAAAAAUGUAAAUAUUGCGAUUUGAUUUGGAAAGUUUUCAUUUUUUCGGAGUAUUUUUCAGAAAAAAAGAUGAAAAUUAAACGCUAUAAGAAAGUGUUCAAAAACUUGAGCUUUUACGUGAACAAUUUCGGCUUUUUCAAGCCAUUUCAAGUCCUAGUUGAUGGUACAUUUUGUUUCUAUUCCCUUCAAAACAGAGUACAAAUCAAAGAAGAUGUUCCCAAAUAUCUCGGCAAUGAGAUUAAACUCCUUACGACUCCUUGCGUUAUUAUAGAAACCGAAAAACUUGGUGCUCAAGUUUCAGGAGCUAUGAAAAUAGUAAAAACUUUCGGAAUUCACAAAUGUGGUCAUAAAAAACCUGUGACCGGAUCUGCAUGUAUCAUGUCCAUGGUAGGAACUUCAAACUCAAACAGGUACAUAAUUGCUACUCAAGACGAAGAUUUGCAGAAAAAUUUACAAAAAAUACCAACUGUUCCGAUUCUCUACUUUAACAGGACUUCAGUUGUGCUCAAACGUCCUUCCGAAUCAACUCUGGAACUUGCUAAUUCACGAAAACAAGCCACAUUGGGCCUCAGCGAUUAUCAAGAAGAAGUGCUCAAUAAACUGAAACUCAAAACCCUAGGAACCCUCGAUAAACCCAAAGAUGACCUGGUGAUACCUAAAAAACCUCGAGGUCCUAAUCCUCUAUCGUGUAAAAAGAAGAAAAAACCUAUUGAAAAUCUCCCGCACCAACCAAUCAGCGAAGAGAAAAAACUCAAACGUAAACGAAAAAGAAUCAGAAUUCCAACCCACGUAAAACAAGAAUUACUAAGCUCUGUUUCAAACGCAUAAAUAUGUACAAUUUUGUGAUACUAUUUUUUAAGAAAUAAAACACUUCGUUACAUAA